UGCAGCUAACUUCAUGUACUUGCAUGUCCUGUCUCAGACUGAUCUGUAAGGUGCUACGAAGGACAGGAUGUUGUCAAGACUAAGUUUUCGUACUGUCCCUCUUCAACUGAAGGCUGCAGGUACUUGUGGAAUUCAGACAACUGCAGCAGUAUCUAAUGUACCACGUCCAAAGCGUCCCAUAGAAGCACCUCCAGUUAAACUUGGAUUUAUUCCACAGGAAUGGUUUCAAUUUUUUUAUCCUAAAACUGGUGUAACAGGUCCAUAUGUAUUUCUGACAUCUGUAUCAACAUUUCUCGUGUCCAAAGAAUUUUAUGUUCUGGAACAUGAAUUUUAUAAUGGCCUUUCCUUGCUGUUCAUUAUUAUGUAUGUUCAAUAUAAAUAUGGACCGCAGAUUGCGAAAUUUCUAGAUAAAAAAGUUGAUGAAUUUGAGGAAGAGAUGAAUUCUAAUAAAGAAGCAAUUAUCACACGUUGUCAGAAUGGAAUUAAUGAGAUGGAAAAAGAAAAAUGGCGUACAGAAGGACAAUUGAUGAUUUAUGAUAUAAAAAAACAAAAUGUUUUAAUGCAAUUAGAAGCUAAUUAUAGGGAACGAUUGGCAAUAGUUUAUUAGGUUAAGAAACGUCUUGAUUACCAUGCCCAGUUACAAAGUAUAGAACACAGAAUUGCUCAAAAGCACAUGGUUCAAUGGAUUACAAGCAAUGUAUUAAAAGCCAUUACACCAGAACAAGAGAAAUCUAAUCUUCUGCAAUGUGUUAAAGAUCUUGAAUCCCUUUCUGCAAAAGCAUAAAGUUUCAUAUUAAACCAGAAUAGAAUUAUUAUUAGUGAUUCGGGCUAGUUUAUUGUAAAAAGUAAUAAAAAUAUUAUGAAAAAAGU
Messenger RNA from Habropoda laboriosa, 870 nucleotides. It is a transcript of the gene ATPsynB, whose product is annotated as ATP synthase subunit b, mitochondrial. Gene Ontology annotation, molecular function: proton transmembrane transporter activity. Gene Ontology annotation, biological process: proton motive force-driven ATP synthesis. The transcript has 3 exons. Lineage: Eukaryota; Metazoa; Arthropoda; Insecta; Hymenoptera; Apidae. The record is from RefSeq and is a predicted model, not a curated record.